AUGAAUAUGGGAGAAAAAAAUUUCAUUGGCUGGCUAGUUAACACAAAACAAUAUCGAUGUUUUGCUGCUAUUGAACGUCAGUAUCUUGAAGACUCCUUUAAUUUUUAUGGAUUACGUCAAAAAAUACCUCGAUUUAAAGAAUGUGUUGCAAUUUUGCGCGGAGCCGAUUUUAAUUAUGAAGAUCAAGACUUAAUGCAUCAGACAAUACGAUUAUAUGGAUUAGUGCAUGCCAGAUACAUUGGCUCAUGUGAUGGAAUGCAUAAUAUGCACGGAAAGUAUUUAGCAGGCCACUUUCAGCGAUGUCCACGAGUUUUAUGCAAUGGAUGCUAUUGCUUACCUUAUGGAUGCUCUGAAGUUGAAGGCGAAGGAACUCUUAAAAUGUAUUGCCCGAAUUGCGGAGAUGUAUACGACCCAGAAUACCCUGAAUGGAAUAAUUUAGAUGGGGCAUACUGGGGUCCAUCAUAUGUUCAUAUUAUUACUCAGCAAUAUGAAGAUAUGGUGCCAGAAGCUCCUCCUAGACAAUAUGUUCCUAGAGUAUUUGGAUUUAGAUUAUCUCAAGAAAGUAAUACACGAGAAACUCAAAAACUACCAUAUACUUUGUAA
This is a messenger RNA of Trichomonas vaginalis G3, 603 nucleotides long. Its product is annotated as protein kinase regulator protein. The record is from RefSeq and is a predicted model, not a curated record. Lineage: Eukaryota; Parabasalia; Trichomonadida; Trichomonadidae. Bases 1 to 603 code for a protein of 200 amino acids. Gene Ontology annotation, cellular component: cytoplasm; protein kinase CK2 complex. The transcript has a single exon. Gene Ontology annotation, molecular function: protein kinase regulator activity.